CUGCCCUCAGGCCACAUAUCUCCUUUUGCCUCGAUUAAUCCUCCGAUCUGUGAUCAUCACUGCUGCAACUGCGAUGGAUCCUCAGGACUGCGCCUGCGCCACUGGUGGCUCUUGUUCCUGUGCCGGCUCCUGCAAAUGCAAAAAUUGCAAAUGCACUUCAUGCAAAAAAAGCUGCUGUUCCUGUUGCCCAGCUGGAUGUGACAAAUGUGCCAAGAGUUGUGUCUGCAAAGAGCCACUGUCGGAUAAAUGCAGCUGCUGCACCUAAAAAUGAAGUUUGA
Molecule: messenger RNA, 278 nt
Organism: Lacerta agilis (Sand lizard)
Lineage: Eukaryota; Metazoa; Chordata; Lepidosauria; Squamata; Lacertidae
Product: metallothionein
Exons: 3
Coding region: 74-265 (63 amino acids)
Molecular function (GO): metal ion binding
Source: RefSeq, a predicted model, not a curated record